Molecule: messenger RNA, 782 nt
Organism: Mus pahari (shrew mouse)
Lineage: Eukaryota; Metazoa; Chordata; Mammalia; Rodentia; Muridae
Gene: Oscar
Product: osteoclast associated Ig-like receptor
Exons: 5
Coding region: 1-702 (233 amino acids)
Cellular component (GO): plasma membrane
Molecular function (GO): collagen receptor activity
Source: RefSeq, a predicted model, not a curated record
AUGGCACCCCUAGCCUCAUACCCCCAGCCAUGGCUGGGAGCUCAUCCUGCUGCAGUUGUGACUCCUGGGAUCAACGUGACCUUGAGUUGCCGUGCACCCCAACCUGCCUGGCGGUUUGCACUCUUCAAACGUGGCCUUGUCACCCCUCUGUUCCUCCGGGAUGUGUCCGUUGAGCUGGCUGAGUUCUUCCUGGAAGAAGUGACUCCGGCCCAGGGGGGCAGUUAUCACUGCCGCUACCGCAAGACAGACUGGGGGCCAGGUGUCUGGUCUCAGCCCAGUAAUGUUCUGGAACUGCUGGUGACAGAUCAGCUCCCCAGACCAUCACUGGUGGCACUGCCUGGGCCUGUGGUGGCCCCAGGAGCCAACNUAAGCCUGCGCUGUGCAGGCCGCAUACCGGGCAUGAGUUUUGCACUGUACCGCGUGGGCGUGGCAACCCCUCUGCAGUAUAUUGACUCUGUGCAGCCCUGGGCUGACUUCCUUUUGAUCCGCACACAUGCACCCGGCACCUACUAUUGCUAUUACCACACGCCUUCUGCCCCCUAUGUGCUAUCACAGCGCAGCCAGCCACUAGUCAUCAGUUACGAAGAUUCCCCAAGUGCUGUAUCAGAAUGUCAUACCAAGAGCAAUCUCAUCCGGCUGGGAAUAUCCGCCGUGUUUCUGCUGUUUAUGGCAGUUUUCCUGGCUGAAGCCUGGUGCAGUUAGAAGGCGUCACUUAACAGACCCAGGCCCUACAGCACCCCAGGGCCACCAUGAAUCAUUGGUCAAAGUGGACGAGCUGCUCU